AUGGACAGUACGAUACCCCAGCAGCCUUCUUCUCGCGAGCUGUCCAGAAGCCCUGAAGAUACAAAAUCAGAAACAUCGUCAGAUGCUUCCCAGUCCUCCUCAGAGCCCACGUACCACCCUCCCCCGUUCAGCUCGCAAGGCAGCAGCAUGGCCUCCUCUCUGAGCCCCUCCUCCGCUCCUCUUGGUCCUACCAACGCAGCAAGAAGGCCCGGGAUGUUUACCAGUCGUGCGAGUGGCCUAAAUUCGGACAUACAGGCAAAGAUGAAGGCAUUUUCUUUAUCCCGACAGGGGGCUCCUCCGCCCUCGGCACAAAAUAUGAGACAGCAGUCUUCUGGUCCUGGCGGAUUUGUUGGCGGUCCAAUUGCUGGACCGCCACCAGUUUCACACACAAACUCUGCGUCCAACCUACGUCUACCUCCGGUGCUUAAUCGCCCGGCUGCCUCGAGCUUCGCUUCUUCGCCGUCCCUAGUCACAGGCAGUCCGCGGGUGGCAAGUCCACGACCUCCUGUCGGUGGGCUGGCUGCAAAACGCGGUCUGAAGCCUGGUGGUCUGAAACUGUCAGAUGCGCAGAAACCUGCACCCGCCGGCCAGGAGGUAGAUAAGCAGGAUACCGGAUCUCAGUUCAGCAAGUACUCAAACAUCAUCGACACUAAGAAGGGCACGUUAAGUUUCAAAAACAAAGCCGUUAUUCAUGGAAGCGGUAUCGACUUCGCAGAGGGCAGCACAUUUGCGAUCUCGUUAGACGAAGUGGAUACUAUCUCUGAGCUGGGAAAGGGAAACUACGGCACAGUCUUUCUAGUACGACAUGCUCGUCCAAAACUGCGGCGGCCUGGCCUGGGCCUGCGCGGUAACAUGGUGCGGCAUUCAUCACAAUCAGUGACAAAACUGGACGAAGAUAUCGGAUCUCACACUCCGACUGCAGGAACGAGUGGGCUUGUCAUGGCGAUGAAAGAAAUCCGUCUUGAAUUGGAGGACUCCAAGUUUGCCGCCAUCAUAAUGGAGUUGGAUAUCCUACAUCGCUGCAUAUCACCCUUCAUUAUUGACUUCUACGGAGCAUUCUUCCAGGAAGGUUCGGUCUACAUAUGCAUUGAAUAUAUGGAUGGCGGUUCCAUCGACAAGCUCUACGGGGACGGCGUACCUGAGGGAGUAUUACGGAAGAUCACGCUGUCGACGGUGAUGGGUCUGAAAUACCUCAAGGACGAACACAACAUCAUUCAUCGAGACGUCAAGCCCACCAACAUCUUGGUUAAUAGCCGAGGUCAAGUCAAGAUUUGCGAUUUCGGGGUCAGUGGCAACUUAGUCGCCUCUAUAGCCAAAACAAACAUUGGCUGCCAGAGCUACAUGGCUCCUGAACGGAUCUCAGGAGGUGGAAUCGCUCAGGUCGGGGCUGGUGGAGGCACCUACAGCGUCCAGUCCGACAUUUGGUCCCUGGGUCUCUCCAUCAUUGAAUGUGCACUUGGCAGAUAUCCCUAUCCGCCAGAAACAUACGACAACAUAUUCAGCCAGCUAAGUGCCAUUGUUGACGGAGACCCUCCAGAUCUGCCAGGAGAUAAAUUCUCCGAAGCUGCGAUCGACUUUGUACGCGGCUGUUUGAACAAGAUCCCGCGACUUCGGCCCACAUAUGCAAUGCUUCUGAGACACGCAUGGUUGGCGCCUAUGAUGAAGCCCCCGACGAUUUCGGAAGAUGAAGAUGGCGAACAAGCCGCCGAAGCUGGCAUUGAGUCUGCCUUCUCCAGCGACAGUGCGCCUGAUACAGCGGACAAAGAAGUGGCCGACUGGGUGGAGGGUGCGAUGGAGAGGAAGAAGGCUGGAAAGAUGGCGGUCAGUAAGAAGCCUGCGUUACAUGAGGCGCCCCUGGACGCCGUGCCUGGGAGUUCUCUGCUCGCCCAGCAAGAAGGACUGCCUCAGGCAGAGGACACGAAUUUGGCACACAUCAAAGCCAAUCCGGGCGUCCCGGUUGACUCUCCGGACUUGACGGCGGAAAACGUCGAGGGUCUAGAUUUUGCUUCUGCUUCAUGA
This is a messenger RNA of Capronia epimyces CBS 606.96, 2019 nucleotides long. RefSeq names its product STE/STE7 protein kinase. Gene Ontology annotation, biological process: protein phosphorylation; MAPK cascade; cellular hyperosmotic response. Gene Ontology annotation, molecular function: ATP binding; MAP kinase kinase activity. The record is from RefSeq and is a predicted model, not a curated record. Lineage: Eukaryota; Fungi; Ascomycota; Eurotiomycetes; Chaetothyriales; Herpotrichiellaceae. The coding region runs from base 1 to 2019 and encodes 672 amino acids. The transcript is spliced from 2 exons.